GUAGAAUUUUGAAAAGACAAAAUAAUAAAUAUGUAAACUUUUGGUACUUGCUUCUAGUUUUGAUAAAGCUCCUCUGCCACCAUUGCAAUUUUCCCAGUGAGUUGUCAACUAAUUUCUGAACUUCAUUCAUUUUUUAAUUAUAAAAAUAUCUUCCAUUUUCGUUUUCAUACAAAUUUAAUACUUGUAUUAAAUCAAAUUAAUUCUUGUUAGAAUAAAACACUGCAACAGAUACCAAACCAAAGUUUCAAUUCUAAUUAUUAGUGUUAAUUAUGCUAUAAAUUUCUAAUUUCUUUGGGAAUUUUAGAGGGGUCUAUAAAUAUAAUUUCACUGAGAAAUUUACAAAGAAAAAUUAAAUAAAAAUGGUAGCAGUAACAGUAAGUAGCUAUUCAACAAUGCAAUACAUGAAAGGAUUCAGCAACAACAACAGAAGAAGAAGUUUGAAAGUGAAUUCAGAUCAAGAAUUUCCAGCAUUUCUUCCUAAACAAAUCCAGAAAAUUAAAGACCCUUUUGCUAGAAAUUUGGCUUUCAGAAUUGAACGUUUACCUGUUCAGGUUUCAUUCUCUGACACCUGCAUUAUGAGUAGUUGCAUUAGGCCAUCUAUGCAAGGAAAUACAAACCCAGUUGUUCUCCUACACGGGUUUGAUAGUUCUUGUUUAGAGUGGAGAUGUGUGUAUCCAUUACUUGAAGAAGCUGGUGCGGAGUGUUGGGCUGUUGACAUUCUUGGUUGGGGAUUUUCUGACUUAGAACGGCGUCCACCUUGUGAUGUGGUAUCUAAGCGUGAUCAUCUGUAUAAGUUUUGGAAAUUGUACAUCAAAAGGCCGAUGGUACUUGUGGGACCAAGUCUAGGGGCCGCUAUUGCAGUUGACUUUGCAGUGAACUAUCCUGAGUCUGUCAGUAAAUUGGUUCUGAUUGAUGCAAGUGUGUAUUCAGAAGGUAUCGGUGGAAUGGCACGAUUUCCCACUACACUCGCUAAUGCUGGUUUAUCAUUAUUGCAAAGCAUUCCGCUACGACUGUAUGUGAAUAAGUUGGUGUUUAAGAAUGUACCCUUUAGCACCAACCUUGAUUGGAUGAAUAUAAGCCGAUUACAUUGCCUUUUACCCUGGUGGAGGUAUGCAACACUUAGUUUCAUGGCAAGUGGAGGUUACAAGGUUACAUCUAUGAUAAAACAGGUCAGACAUCGGGCACUUAUCAUCUGGGGAGAGGAUGAUCAGAUCAUUCGGUACAAGCUUGCAUAUAGGCUGUGUGGUGAACUGCAAAAUGCCAUUCUGCGCCCGAUACCAGAUUGUGGACACAUCCCUCAUGUAGAAAAGCCAUCUGAUGUCGCAAACUUGAUCCUCAAAUUUGUUCAAGAAGACAACUGUGGUGUUACCAAGAGUGUGUCCACUAGGCCAGAUCCAACCUGUUCUUGUACUUAAUCUUGCCCAACUUCAGGGAAUAUGUCUGAAUACCAAGGUAAUUUUUUACCAAUAGCAGUAAUUUUUAUUUGAAUUCAAGUGUAAUAGAUCAUACAUAUUAUCAUAGGUAUAUGAGAAUAGUUAUAGACUUAUAGCAGUUUAAUACAUCUAUGAUGUGCUAACUCUUUGGAAUGCAUCGAGUAUAAAUUAAUUACAGUAUCAAUUUUUUCCCAUAAAAGAUAUAGACUUCGUAAUAUUAUACGAGUAAAUGUGAUGAAUAA
Molecule: messenger RNA, 1675 nt
Organism: Chenopodium quinoa (quinoa)
Lineage: Eukaryota; Viridiplantae; Streptophyta; Magnoliopsida; Caryophyllales; Amaranthaceae
Exons: 10
Coding region: 360-1415 (351 amino acids)
Molecular function (GO): catalytic activity
Source: RefSeq, a predicted model, not a curated record